Messenger RNA from Brassica oleracea var. oleracea, 520 nucleotides. Its product is annotated as auxin-responsive protein SAUR21-like. The transcript has a single exon. The record is from RefSeq and is a predicted model, not a curated record. Gene Ontology annotation, biological process: response to auxin. The coding region runs from base 92 to 391 and encodes 99 amino acids. Lineage: Eukaryota; Viridiplantae; Streptophyta; Magnoliopsida; Brassicales; Brassicaceae.
UAACUCAUUCUUUCUAUCAUCAACCAACAACAAGCAAUCCAAUAACUUUAUAUUUUCAUACAUCUCUUCAAAAGAAUUGAAACUUUCAGAAAUGGCUUUGGUGAGAAGUCUAUUGGGUGCGAAGAAGAUUCUUGGCCGCUCUGUAACUGCGACAGCUUCUACAAGCAAAAGAGCAGCCAUGGCGGCACCACCAAAAGGGUUUCUUGCGGUGUACGUAGGAGAGAGCCAGAAAAAGAGAUAUGUGGUGCCAAUCUCAUACUUGAGCCAGCCUUCGUUUCAAGCUCUCCUCAGUAGAUCUGAAGAAGAGUUUGGGUUCGAUCAUCCAAUGGGUGGCUUAACCAUCCCUUGUCCUGAAGAUACUUUCAUCAGCAUAACGUCUCGGCUCCAAUGAUAUGAUUAUUCACCAUUUUGUUCUUAGAACUAGAGUUAGAUUUAUUCAUUGUAUAUAGAGGAAUCUUUACUCUUUCUUCUCGAAUGAGUUUUCCCGAAAGGUUAUAAAAUGAAUUCAGUUUUCAUGCAA